UGUAAGGAGAGGGUGGCUGCUCGGAGCUGUCCUUUGGGCCCAAGAAAGUCUGGCAGCGGAGGGGCAGUGUUCUGGCGGGACAGGAAAGCUGUCUGCCCUGUCUCGGAGAUGGAGAGCAGGUGCUAUGGUUGCGCGGUCAAGUUCAGUCUGUUCCGAAAGGAGUGUGGUUGUAAGAAUUGUGGUCGAGCCUUCUGUUCCAACUGCCUCUCCUUCAGCACAGCUGUUCCCCGCUUUGGGAAUACCCAGCAGAAGGUCUGCAAGCCAUGCUAUGAGGUGCUGACCAGAGGGCCUUCAGAAGCGAGUAUCUCCAAGUGGUCACCACCUGAGAACUACAAAAAGCGUGUUGCUGCCUUGGAGACCAAACAGAAGCUCAUUGCUUCCAGGGGCUUGGUUCAGCCCCAGGGACUGACUCAAGAAGACCAAGUCAUUGCCAAGCGACUUGAAAAACUCCGGCAAGAGACCAAGCCUAAAGUAGUCCCUUCCCAAGCAGAGAUUGAGGCCCGGCUGGCCGCACUUCGGAAUGAUCCUCAAGGCCCCAUCCCUUCCACGGAGGAGAUGGAGGAUCGACUAGCUGCACUGCAGGGCAGGGUACCCCCAUCCCAGGCUCCCCGGCUGGUCCACCAGCCUCCUGACGCCAGGACGCAGGCCCAGCAGGCAGAGGAUCUUCUGACACAGCUGGCAGCUGAGGUGGCAAUCGAUGAAAGCUAUGAUCAAGAAACCUCAGCAUCAAACCCCUCACUGCAAAAUGACCUUAACCGGGACAGCCCAAGAGGCUGGAACAUUAACCCUGCUGAACUAGCCCCCCAGCAGCUGGAAGGAGAGAAGGACAGGCUCCUGGCAGAGGCAGCAGCUGAGCUAAGGGAAGAGAAUACCCGGGAGGAGAGGAUUCUGGCCCUUGCUAAGCAGCUAGCUGUGCUUCGGGGUCAGGACCCUGAACGAGUGACCUUGCAGGAUUUUCACUUCCCUGACAGUGAUGAGGAGGAGGAAGAGGCCAUCCAGAGAGUCCUGGGGCAGCUUACAGAAGAGGCUGCCCUGGACGAGGCAAGUGGUUUCAACAUCCCAGCAAAGCAGCCUCCUCCUCCCAAGUCUAAGCACUCUGCCUCUCGCCCUUCCGCUUCUCUCCAGGCCCUGGCUGUGGCCCCCAAGGCCGAAUCUGAGAUUGAGGAGCAGCUGCCCUGGUGCUGCAUCUGCAAUGAAGACGCCACCCUACGCUGCUAUGGCUGCGACGGCGACCUCUACUGCGCCCGCUGCUUCCGGGAGGGCCACGAUGCCUUUGAACGGAGAGAGCACAGGACGUCCGUGUACCGCCCGCCUGCCCAGGCCGGGGGCGCUCGCCCGGCCGGCACUCUGCUGAGGAUCGGGCCUGCUGGAAAGGCAACUCUGUAGCUGGCUCCUCGAGGCGCUGCAGGGGACCUUGGUGCAACGGCUCCCCGCUCUGCCUGCACCCCAGAGGUGGCGCCGCGGCUGCAGGGAUGAGGGAGCCCUCCUGUGCGGCCCUCAGGUCCCAGGGACAGGCAGGAUCCUCUUCCCAUAGGGGCAGGGCCGGGAGCCUGGGGAAGGAUGGAGAGGAAGGCAGGGAGGUCGCCGGGGGUUUGAAUUCUCACUGUACUCUACCGGCAGUCUUAAGGCCUGGCCCGAGAGCUAUUCAGUGCACAGGACCUCAGUAACCUCCAGUAAAAUGGAUUUAACU
Gracilinanus agilis (Agile Gracile Mouse Opossum) is the source of this 1690-nucleotide messenger RNA. It is a transcript of the gene ZFYVE19, whose product is annotated as zinc finger FYVE-type containing 19. Gene Ontology annotation, molecular function: phosphatidylinositol-3-phosphate binding; metal ion binding. NCBI's taxonomy places the organism in Eukaryota, Metazoa, Chordata, Mammalia, Didelphimorphia, Didelphidae. Gene Ontology annotation, biological process: mitotic cytokinesis checkpoint signaling; abscission. Bases 109 to 1386 code for a protein of 425 amino acids. The transcript has 11 exons. Gene Ontology annotation, cellular component: midbody; cleavage furrow; centrosome. The record is from RefSeq and is a predicted model, not a curated record.